Messenger RNA from Mesocestoides corti, 2646 nucleotides. The record is from the annotation of a GenBank genome assembly. NCBI's taxonomy places the organism in Eukaryota, Metazoa, Platyhelminthes, Cestoda, Cyclophyllidea, Mesocestoididae.
AUGGGCAUUGGUGAGUUUAAACCGCGCGUGUGCGUGCGUGCGUGCGUGGUCACUGUCCGUGCGUACAUUCGCCUCCUCCUCCUCCUCCUAAUAACCGACCAAUCCCCUACCGCUAGAGUCGUCAAGAUGAACCAACCAAAAAAGUCACAACCUUACCGAAAGAAAGACGUCAAGCGUGUGGACAAGUGGCUCAAAUUCAUCCAGUCCAACGGAUUCGCGUCGUUUUACAAAGGACGACCCAACGAGGAGCUCAUUCGACGCGUCUUCAAGGGCAUCCCUCCGCGUAUUCGGACACGAGUCUGGCCGACCCUUCUCAACGUCGAAUCCGCAAAACGGGCCAGGGUCUACGAGUCGGUGACGCCGCCACCUGCUACACCACCACCACGACCUCCACCGCUACCACUGCCUCAGCUUUUGUUCACACUCGUGUACCAAUGUCAGGACUUGAAGGCAACCAGGUUUAAACACCAUCUGCUGCCCAUCCUCUUCAUCGGUUACGCCUUUUUGCGUCUGCCACUAGUAAUUAAAUGCAAAGUUCGUGUCGAGGAGUCGGGAGUCGGUCCGGCGUCGUUGCGUCACCUCCAAACCUAUCACCGAUUGGUUGUUUGCUUGGCCUUGGGUCUAUUCGACUCCCCACUGGAUAUGCGGAAGUACGCCUUCGCGUCGUCCACUUACAUCGAGCAAAUUGACCUCGACAUAAACCGCACCUUCCGCUCGACGACCUUCUUCAACGAGGCGUUCGGCCCGCGUCAACAGGUGCUCUUUCGAAUCCUCGCCGCGUACUCUAUGUACAACACCGAGGUUGGAUAUUGCCAGGGCAUGAGUGACAUCGCGGGGAUGCUGUUGAUCUACAUAAUGGACGAGGAGGACGCGUUCUGGGCGCUGGCCCAACUGCUCACUGGACCGCGUCACAAGAUGCACUGCCUCUUCACCCGCAACUUCCCCGGUCUGAGGCGUUACUUCAAGCACCACGACCGCGUCCUCCGCACCCACCUUCGCAAGGUGUGGAAGCACUUCGAGGCACACGAGGUCGAGUGCUCCACGUACGCCUUCAAGUGGUACAUGCAGUGCUUCCUUGGCAGAUUGCCCAUCUCCUUGACUCUUCGUGUGUGGGAUAUUUACCUAUUGGAGGGCGAGAAGGCUCUCGUUGCCAUGUCCUAUAACAUCCUCAAAAUGCACAAACAGCGACUCUUACGGAUGGAUCAGAUACAGAUACUCACGUUUUUGCAAGACGAGAUCUGCCGUGACUUCGGAUUUGACGACGAUGACGUCAUCGACUCGUUGAAGGACUGCUUGGAGGAACUGCGACGGGCUAAUCUUGACACCCCUCCUCCUCUCACCGCUGACAUGUUGCCGACGAAGGAGUUAGGUCAGGCACCUGAGAUAUGGGAGGUGCGUCACUCCGACGACGAGACUUCGAAGAAGCCGAAGGACAAGCGUAACCAACAUCGUCGAAAGUCGAAGAAGGAGGAAGAGGUGGGUGAGGAGGAACAGAAAGUGGAGAUGCAAGACAAGUCACACCCUGCCAAAGACGUGGUUCUGCGGUCGGACGCGAAGACGACGAAGGAGGCGGACAAAGUCGUGACGACGACGGUGGACGAUAAGCCUGGCACCAUCGAUCGACACGCUUCUGUCUCUAGCCACAAACACAACUCCCUCACGUCGGAAGGUCCGCCGUCCUCCGACUCACGCCGACGUUUCCGCGGAAGUCAGCAUUCGGUCGGUUCGUCCGUGUUCAGCGUCUCCGGUUCGUCAAAGGGCGUCGUCUCGCCCCACGACAAUCUCAUUCCCCCUCUCCUCCCCCCUCCCGAUCACCACAAGUCAUCCCAUGUGGAUUCUAAUUCAUUGAACAAUCGCGUUACAGACAAACGUCGCGCUGACUCCGCUCCUCGCGUUGCCAGCAGGUCUAAAGUCACGCUUGACAGGGGUGGGAGCAGGGUCAAAGCAUCGUCGGCGAAGCGCGUGGAGCAGAAGGAGACCGAGAACGUCUGGUUUAUCCCGCCUGGAACUGGCUACGCGUCUUCCACUGAAGGUCGGCGACAUCGUCAGGUGAAUUACACCGACGCCACCCUCCCUCCUCGCGACUACCACAACGCGACCGCAGGCGGCAAAAAGGCCCCCAGGGACGGUGAAGUGAAUUCGCCGUGGAAACCGAAUGACCACCGCAAACCUCCGCACGCCUCCAGAGUCAGUCCUGUCAAGGACUUGAAGAACGACAAAGUACACCCCGUGGGGAUAUCGGAAAGCGUCAUCGAGGUUGUCUGGAGUCCCGACCCCACCGUCCCUGCCACCCCAGGCUCACCUCUCUGGGAGAAACAGCCGCCAGAGGCCGCACCUUCGUCUCCCUCGCACCGGUCGGAUAAUCAAGACACCGUUCGGGUCUACCCAAUCCACUCGUGCCGUCCCUCAACCAUCGCCUAUUUCCGCGCCUACGACUCUCGACUGGCCUCGAGGACAUUCAGCAGUGGUGUCGCGCGCCUCCGACCCACAGCCUUCCACUCCGCCACGCACACGGACGUCGCAAGCGCGACCAGCUGGAGCUACUUCGGCACCGCCUGCGUCCUCCCGCCGACUGGGGCGGACCACGCCUUACCCGAGUGCAGUCCAACCCUCUACCAAUCGAAUUCGCAGUGGAGCAACCCCUAA